Molecule: messenger RNA, 1362 nt
Organism: Hypanus sabinus (Atlantic stingray)
Lineage: Eukaryota; Metazoa; Chordata; Chondrichthyes; Myliobatiformes; Dasyatidae
Product: HERV-H LTR-associating protein 1
Exons: 13
Coding region: 116-1090 (324 amino acids)
Source: RefSeq, a predicted model, not a curated record
CAUCCUUUGUGGGGCUGGAUAUGCUGUGUGUCAGCCUCUGAUCAUUACAUCAGCAUCUAGGUUGUCCCAUUCCAAAUGGAGUCAUCAAACUAACUGGAAAAGUGAAGUAUACAAAAUGCAAGAAUUCAGAAGAGGUCUAUGUGUCAGACUGUGUGUGGGAGUAGUGGCGUUCAUGCUGUUCAUCUAUAUAGCUUCAAAGAAUCUGAGAGAAAAUGUUUGGUGGAAAAGAGCCCUGUUAAUGUCAACAGAGUUACCAAUCGGUUCUCUUGAUCCUACUACCAUUGAUUUGACUGAAUUAGUCAAUAAGAUGAUAAAUACAACACUUGAAGGAGAUCAACAAUACUUCUCGUUGCUAGGAGUCACUUCCCAUAGUUCCUUUGCACUCCACAAAGUGUCCAUUCUUAUAUAUAACAUUUCAAGUUUCUGGAAAAUUGAUCCAUCUAUUUUCCCAAUGAAAUAUUGUUACUGCUUAAACAACAGAAGCAAUGACUUGACAGAUUUCACUGCUAUUGUCGUUGACUUUGUGGGAAAUACCACCAGUUUCUUCAAGGAGAUUUUUAAAUCUAACUCCAUUCUCUAUGUGAGUAAAAACGAGACGGACUGCAUUUUCAUCUGUGUUAUGGCUGGUGUUAUGGACAGAGAUAUGACCUCGCUGUGGUUUUCAGAUUCACUGCAGCCAGUUAUAAAUGAAACAUUUUACAACAGGAGAUCUACUACCACUGUAUCACCAAUCACUUCUACAUUGAUCACAUCAUCUACUGAAGAUCCCAGAAGGAGGAAGACAACCCCAUUCCAGGCACAGCCACUCACAGACUGCAGGAGUAUUCCCAAGCAAAGAGAGGAACAGGAGCCCAUUGUGGGUAUACAAAACAUAAAUCGGUGUGUUCUGGAACUUUGCCGAUUCUUUCAACGAUGCCUAUGCAAAAUUAAGAGAAGAAUUCAAUCACAGAGAGCUGUCAUAAUGUAUUGCAUUGAUCACUACUCCUGGUACCAGGCACAAAAGAAUAACAUCUGCAGGGUCACAAAGAAAUCUUCUAGGUUGAAAUCUUUGAAGAAGAUAUGCCUGUCAAAAAUCUGCAAAUCAAACUGACUACCAUAAAUUAAGAAAAGAAAUAGUCUCAUGAAACUAUGAGCCACUUUGGAAUUUUCUGGAAAAAUGAUAUCUAUCUAUUAGCAAUAACUUUUUAAUGAUAUUGUGUUAAAUGGACAUGGUGUAUUCAGUAACAUGCGAGGUAGUUGAUAUACGUACAUUGAUCAAUUAAUCAAUAUGCUCUAUUUUAAUCCAUCAAAUGUUAAAUGUUAGUCAAAAUUGUAAUGCUUAAGAAGAGAUUUGGACUUAAAAAGAUUAAAUUGUUAAAGGCU